Molecule: messenger RNA, 2814 nt
Organism: Contarinia nasturtii (swede midge)
Lineage: Eukaryota; Metazoa; Arthropoda; Insecta; Diptera; Cecidomyiidae
Gene: fand
Product: pre-mRNA-splicing factor syf1 homolog
Exons: 2
Coding region: 160-2745 (861 amino acids)
Biological process (GO): mRNA splicing, via spliceosome; generation of catalytic spliceosome for first transesterification step
Cellular component (GO): Prp19 complex; post-mRNA release spliceosomal complex; U2-type catalytic step 2 spliceosome
Molecular function (GO): protein binding
Source: RefSeq, a predicted model, not a curated record
UAUGAUUUUGACAUUUCAAACUAGUUGCUUACAAAUACCGCUUUGAUACAUUCGGUGAGCGGCGAACGUCCAAUGGAACAAUUGUGAUUUGUGUUUAUUUGAUUUUUUUUGCGAAUAAUUUUCAGUUUUCACAGUGAAUCGAAUAGAAGCAACUGAAAAAUGUCAAACAAUAGCGAAGCGCAAGCGAUGGACGUUGAUUUUCAUCAAGAAGAUAUCGCAUAUGAGGAGGAAAUUUUACGGAAUGCAUUUUCAGUAAAACAUUGGCUACGAUAUGUCGAACACAAGAAGAAUUCACCGUCGUUUGGUGUGAACAUUGUGUUCGAACGUGCAUUAAAAGAGUUACCGGGAUCGUAUAAAUUAUGGUUUAAUUAUUUACGAACGAGACGCAAGCAAGUUCGUGGCCGACCAAUAAACGAUCCACUGAUUGAAGAAGUAAACAAUGCAUUCGAACGUUCACUGGUGUUUAUGCAUAAAAUGCCACGCAUUUGGAUGGAUUAUUGUUCAUUUAUGGUGAAUCAAUGCAAAAUAACACGAACGCGUCAUGUAUUUGACCGUGCACUCCGUGCCCUUCCAAUCACACAACAUCACCGUGUUUGGCCGCUGUAUUUGAAUUUUUUGAAGAAAUUCGAUAUACCGGAGACGGCCGUACGUGUUUAUCGACGAUAUUUGAAACUUUAUCCAGAAGACAAUGAAGAAUAUAUCGAAUAUUUGACGAAAGUCGGUCGAUUAGAUGAGGCUGCACAGCAAUUGGCAUCAGUGGUUGACAAUGAACAUUUCGUAUCGAAACAUGGCAAAUCAAAUCAUCAACUUUGGAACGAGUUGUGCGAAUUAAUAUCGAAAAAUCCGGAUAAAGUUCAUUCGUUGAAUAUUGAUGCGAUUAUUCGUGGUGGAUUGCGUCGUUAUACCGAUCAAUUGGGUCACCUGUGGACAUCGUUGGCCAAUUACUAUGUGCGAAGCGGUUUAUUCGAUCGUGCGCGUGACAUUUAUGAAGAGGCCAUUCAAACGGUGACAACUGUUCGUGAUUUUACCCAAGUGUUCGAUGCAUACGCUCAAUUUGAAGAGUUGAGUUUGAGUAAGAAAAUGGAAGAUUUGGCAUCCGAUACAAAUCCAAGUGAAGACGAUGAAAUUGAUGUUGAUCUGCGAAUGGCACGUUUUGAGCAUCUUAUGGAUCGUCGUUUGUUAUUGCUUAACAGUGUGCUGUUACGUCAAAAUCCGCACAAUGUACCCGAAUGGCAUAAGCGGGUUCAAUUGUACGAAGGUAAUUUACUUGAAAUCAUUGCAACAUACACCGAAGCCGUUCAAACCGUUCAACCAAAAUUGGCCGUUGGAAAAUUGCACACAUUAUGGGUUGAAUUUGCAAAAUUCUAUGAGAAAAAUGACCAAAUCGAUGAUGCACGUAUUGUAUUUGAAAAGGGCACUCAAGUUGAGUAUAUCAAAGUCGAUGAAUUGGCAGCCGUUUGGUGUGAAUGGGCCGAAAUGGAAGUGCGACAAGAACAAUAUGAAAAUGCGUUGAAAUUAAUGCAACGCGCAACAGCGAUGCCAAAACGAAAGGUUGCUUAUCACGAUGAAAAGGAAUCGGUUCAAAUGCGUCUGUAUAAAUCGCUUAAAUUAUGGGCAACAUAUGCGGAUUUCGAAGAGAGUUUUGGCACAUUCAAAACAUGCAAAGCCGUUUACGAUAGAAUUAUCGAUUUGAAAAUCUGCACACCACAAAUUAUCAUCAAUUAUGGCAUGUUUUUAGAGGAAAAUAAUUAUUUUGAAGAAGCAUUCCGGUCAUACGAAAAAGGCAUUGCUCUAUUCAAAUGGCCAAAUGUGUACGACAUAUGGAAUAUGUAUCUAACAAAAUUUUUGGCACGUUAUGGUGGCACCAAAUUGGAACGUCUACGUGAUUUAUUCGAACAAUGUUUGGAAAAUUGUCCACCCGAAUUGUGUAAAUGUUUCUAUUUGUUGUAUGCUAAAUUGGAAGAAGAGCAUGGAUUGGCCCGGCAUGCAAUGGCCGUGUAUGAACGAGCUACAACAGCGGUUAAAGACACCGAAAUGGCCGAUAUGUUUAAUAUUUAUAUUAAGAAAGCAGCCGAAAUUUAUGGUUUACCACGAACACGGCAAAUAUUUGAAAAGGCCAUCGAAGUCUUACCCGAAGAUAAGUCACGUGAAAUGUGUGUACGAUUCGCUGAAAUGGAAACAAAACUCGGUGAAAUUGAUCGAGCGCGUGCCAUUUAUGCGCAUUGCAGCCAAAUGUGUGAUCCACGCAUCACCGAACACUUCUGGCAAACGUGGAAAGAAUUCGAAAUCAAACAUGGAAACGAGGAUACAAUGCGUGAAAUGUUACGUAUACGGCGCAGCAUUCAAGCAACGUAUAAUACACAAGUGAAUAUGAUGGCCGCGCAAAUGAUGGCCACUACAACACCGGUCAGUGAAACGCCCAAAGAUGGUAUGCGCCUUUUGGAGGCCAAAGCAAUGGAAACUCAAGUCCAACCAACCAAAACAGCCAACAGUAAUAUCAUGUUUGUGCGAGGCGAAACCACCGGACUCGCUGAAAAAGAUAAAGUCGUUAAUCCCGAUGAAAUUGACAUCGAUGACGAUGAUGAGGAAGACGAAGACGAAGAAGAGGAAGGUGAAAAUAAUGAUGAAACCAACGGUUCCGAUGUCGAAACUAAAGUCAUUAAAAACAUCGAAAAACAAGCUAUACCCGAUAAAGUGUUUGGCAGUUUAAAGAGAAAACAUGAUAAAAGCGAUGAAGAUGAUUGAUUUUUUUUUAAAUUUUGAUUUCAAACAAUGCCCAUUAGAUUUAUGUUCAAUUUUCAUUUGUGCUGUAAU